GCACUAAUAAAAUUAUAGCGAAAAUAAAAUCUUGGAAUAAGCCUUCUUUACAUUCACUACCAAAAAUUGAAAAACAGUAUUUUAAGCCUAUAAAAUAUUUAGACUUUAGUAAAGAUGUCAUAAAUGAUUUACCUUAUGGCAUAAAAAUAGCUCAUAUAACAAAAGAAUUUGGAGAAGCGUCAAUCAGUGAAUUGGGUAGAACAGUCACAGGAUUAGCCGAGUCUCAAGCAAAAAUCGAUGGUUUAGAGAAUGAUAAAAACGAACGGAAAAGUGUAAAUUUUGGGGUUUAUAAAUAUGUAUGGAAAUUUGAUAAAAAUGAUGAUUAUAUCUUUGAAGAUCCAAAAGAAGACUUCAAUGUUACCAGCAAGUUAACGGCAAUGUUUAAAAAAUUUAAGCUUGAUGAUGAAGAAGAAGAGAAAGUUGUACAGGGUUCUAGCAUCAGAUCAGUCACGAUAUAUUUGAUAGGUCCCGCUAACAAUUUGGAACCAUUUGAUCAUGCAUUCAGGUUAAAAUCUUUGCAACAAUUAUAUAAGCGAAACAACAAAUUACCUGUAGAUCUAGUCGAUUUGUAUUUUAGUAAAGCAGCUGCAGAGCUUAUCACCUUCAUUAAUACGUCAGCUGAAACUCCUUUGUUCUCUCCAAUUGAAGACAAAGGCGUUGACAUUGUACACAUUCAUGGCUCAACAAAUGCUCUAGCCAUAAAAUUCAUGCAAGAUUUUCACAAAGUUGGCAAUUACAGACGACUUCCACCUUCCAUAGUUUACACAAUCCACGAUUACAUUGAUGAACAUUUAUACUUUAAUGAAUUACACAAUCUUAAAAGAUUUGUAAACAUAGAAAAGUUCAAACUAGAACAUGCUAAAUACUUUUAUGACGAUAAUUUUUUCCCAUCUCCUUACGCAAUAGAAAAAUCAGAAAUGGUCACCUUCAUCUCUGAAUCUAUAGCUCGUGAAAUGAUAGAAGGUAAAAGGGACUUCGACCUGAAAGAGAUAAUAUUGCCAAAUAUAAUCGAAAAAGCAUUGAAAGGUCAUUGGAUAGGAAUAUCCAAUGGUGUACGGUAUAACGGAAUAAAUCCAUUCAACGACAUAAUGUUAAUUGAAACAAAUUCAAAUUUUCCACAAAACAUUUUUGAUUUCAAACAAGAAAUGCUAUCUUCUGAGUCUUCAGUUUUUGAAUUACAAGGCCUUGUAUCAAUGUCAAAAAUAAACGCAAAGAACUAUCUGGUUCGUGAAGGGUUAUUGGAUAAAACUGAUUUGACUCGUCCCGUCGUGCUAUAUAUCGGUAAAUUUCAACACAAUAAAGGACUCGAGUUUAUUCAAUCAGCAGCGGAACAUUUAAAUGAACUGGACGCCAAAUUGAUUGUGAUUGGCUACAGAGGUGAUUUCCUUAUGGGGGAAUUGAAAGAAAUAUAUCAUAAAUACCCAAGUAACUUUGUGCUCAUUGAUGAUUAUGAAUUUCAAAAUGAUUUUGGCACAUUGUAUCGAGCUGCAGCAGAUAUACAAUUUGUGCCUAGUUUACAUGAGAAUUUUGGUGUAAUUGCUGCUGAAGGAUUAUUAUUUGGUAAUCCAGUAGUGAGUACUGGUGUUGGCAACAUGAAAGAAUUUUUGAUCAAUAAAACAGAAACACCUAAAAUCGAUUCAAAAAAUCAUUAUAAUUCAUAUAUAUUUGAAUUAUUUAAAAAUGAUGACGAUGGUACGUUCGAUGUUGAAAAAUCAAUCGAUGGUAUGAAAAGAGCGUUAACCAAUGCUGUUUUAGAUUGGCGAGAUACGUCACAAAAUAUUAAGGAACGUGAAUUGCUUGUUAGAGCAUUGAUCAAAGAUGCUUUAAAAUUGGAUUGGAACACUGAUAAUGGUCCUUUGGAAAAAUACAUUAAAGUUUACAGAAUGGCAUUA
Entrophospora candida is the source of this 1892-nucleotide messenger RNA. The record is from the annotation of a GenBank genome assembly. Lineage: Eukaryota; Fungi; Glomeromycota; Glomeromycetes; Entrophosporales; Entrophosporaceae.